GUGAGUGGGGUAGCAUUUCCUUCUCCCACUGCUGCCGAGAUGGCGGAAAUUAGUCGAAUUCAAUAUGAAAUGGAAUACACCGAAGGUAUUAGUCAGCGAAUGGGGGUCCCAGAAAAAUUAACACCACCAAAUGCUGACCUGGAACAAGAAUUCCAAGAAGGAGUUCCAAAUGCCAGUGUGAUUAUGCAGGUUCCAGAGAGGAUUGUCGUAGCAGGAAACAAUGAAGACAUUCCAUUUUCAAGGCCAGGAGAUCUUGACCUCAUUCAGUCAACUUCUUUAAAACCUCUGGCACUAAAAACACCACCUCGUGUACUUACACUAAGUGAAAGACCACUAGAUUUUUUGGAUUUAGAAAGACCUCCUUCAACUCCCCAAAAUGAAGAAGUCCGUGCAGUUGGCCGACUAAAAAGAGAGCGCUCUAUGAGUGAAAAUGCUGUUCGCCAAAAUGGACAGCUGGUCAGAACUGAUUCCAUGUAUGGCAUUUCAAAUAUAGAUGCAACAGUUGAAGCAACUGCACAUGACAUGAAUGUUGUAGAUGCAGUUUCAUUAAGACGACAGAUAAUCAAAUUAAAUCGACGUCUACAACUUCUAGAAGAGGAGAACAAAGAACGUGCUAAAAGAGAAAUGGUCAUGUAUUCAAUUACGGUAGCAUUCUGGCUGCUUAAUAGCUGGCUCUGGUUUCGCUGCUAGAGUAAUCUCAGCUCUCAAAAA
Myotis myotis is the source of this 711-nucleotide messenger RNA. RefSeq names its product mitochondrial fission factor-like. The coding region runs from base 40 to 690 and encodes 216 amino acids. Gene Ontology annotation, biological process: positive regulation of mitochondrial fission. Gene Ontology annotation, cellular component: mitochondrial outer membrane; peroxisome. The transcript has a single exon. Lineage: Eukaryota; Metazoa; Chordata; Mammalia; Chiroptera; Vespertilionidae. The record is from RefSeq and is a predicted model, not a curated record.